GGCUGAAAUAACUGCAAAUGGACAACAGAUGGUUGCUGCACAGAUGCUUUUGACAACCUACAUGUGAUGGAGGGGCUUUCCUAGAGAACUAGAUGUCCCAGCACUGACAUCAAAAUGUAUCAAUAAAAGUGUGUGAAGGGAAUGCUUAACAUUUCAAGCAAGAUGUCAACUAUGAGGCAACUUUCCCUUCUAAGUGAAGGAGGUUUGGAUCUUCACACUGGACAGAGUUCUGCAUAUUCUUCCAAGCCUUCAGAUGGUCAGUGGAUGGAGGAAAACCAAAUAUUUGAGGAGGAACAAGAAGCCAGUUCCACAACACAAAGUGAGGACAAGGAUGUAAAUGUGAAGGUGUUGCAAAGUAAGAAUUCUAAUGGAAACAAAAGAGUUCAUGAUUGCCCCGUGUGCCAUAAACGAUUUGGUGCUCCAUCCAAACUAAAAAGGCAUUGUCUUAUUCACACGGAUCAGAGGCCAUUUCAGUGUUCUAUAUGCUGCCGUGCAUUCAGAGAACGCUCUCAUCUAAAAGUACACGUCAGAACUCAUACAAACCCUGUGAAGCAGAGAACACCAUCAUUCCAGAGCUAUAAGGACAACAAAGUGCCCUGUAGUCAAACAUCUAAGUCAAGGUUAAAACCUUUUCCAAAAAACCGAACUGCCCAAAACGAUACCAGUUCAACAUAUAAACAAAAGACAGCAGCAACAGACUUAAUCGAAUCUAAUUCAGGUACCGUGGGUGUUAAAAUUACAAAAGGACAUUGGUGCCCUUUAUGUUUAAAAUGCUUUAAAGCCCCAUCAAAGCUCAAACGUCACAUUCUGAUUCAUACUGGGGAAAGACCUUUUAAAUGCUCUGUGUGCCCCAAAGCUUUCCGAGAGAAAUCACACUUGAAAGUUCACAAGUGUAAGGAAGAAUUUAGACUGGAAUGCAACUCCAUUUUGAGUGAUCGGCAAGUGAAAGAGAACAAGAUCAAGCAGAAUGCUGACGAAGGUGUUAUGUCACCAGAUGUAGUCACACCUGCCGGAAAAAGGAUCUUUCCAGUACCCAAGUCUUCUGAUCACAUGUGUAUGCUUCAACUAAAAAAGAAAAGUGGAUAUCAGUGUGAAAUAUGCUUGAAGAAAUUCAGUUUCCCCUCAAAACUAACUCGACACCUGUUUGUUCAUUUUGACGUCAAGCCUUACACAUGCACAAUCUGCAGAAAGUCAUUCAAACAGGCCUAUUAUCUCCAGAAACACCUCAAGGUACAUACAGGAAAAAGAAACAAUAAAUCUAGGUUGAGUAGAGUCCCGCAGAAGCACGAGGCCAAACCUCCAACACCUGGAGCUUUAGAAGGUACAAAUAACUGCAGACCGGUUGGUGGUAAUGUGUGUUUAUGUCCGAUAUUAGACUCUUUAGAGACCAAAAAGCAUAAAAAACUUGAAUGCCAAAGCAAGCUCAACCAAAAUGUCCCAUUGACCGAGUCAAAUUCAAGUACUAUAGAGAUUAAAAGCUCUGACGAUUUGAACAAUACUCAAAUGCAGAUCACAACCUCCAGCCCAAGUUACCUUAAGCGCAAACAGAAAGGUGUGAAUCAGUGCAGCAUCUGCCUGAAGAACUUUCUGUAUCCUUCUAAGCUCACCAGACAUAUUUUGAGCCACACAGAUAGCAGACCAUUUAAGUGCCAAGUGUGCUUGAAAUCAUUUCGAUAUCGGGGCCAUUUGCAGCUUCACAUGAGGAUCCACAAAAAAAAGGGUUGGAAUAUAAUUGCUGGUCAUUUGGAACAUGAUCAUACAGUUUCUUUUAGUAAUGCUGAAAAAUCUAAAGACCAAGAUGUGCAAAUAUCCAAACAAGAUGGAGCUGAAGCCUCUGCUACAGCUCACCAAGGUCAAAAUAUGGUUAUAGAGUCUCAAAAAAUGAGUGGUGACUCCAGUGAUUCCAUUGUAUAUUUGCAAGUUUCCCUUCUAAAUGAAGGUUUGGAUCUCCACACUGGACAGAGUUCUGCAUAUUUUUCCAAACCUUCAGAAGGCCAGUGGAUAGAGGAAAACCAAGAAACUGAGGAGGAACAAGAAGCCAGUGUCACAACACCAAGUGAGGACAAGGAUGUAAAUGCAAAGGUGUUGCAAAGAAAGAAUUCUAAUGGAAACAAAAGAGUUUAUGAUUGCCCCGUGUGCCAUAAACGAUUUGGUGCUCCAUCCAAACUAAAAAGGCAUUGUCUUAUUCACAUGAAUCGGAGGCCAUUUGAGUGUUCCAUAUGCUGCCGUGCAUUCAGAGAACGCUGUCAUCUAAAAGUACACAUCAGAACUCACAAUGUCCCUGUGAAGCAGAGAACACCAUCACUCCAGAGCUACAGAGACAACAGUGUGUCCUGUAAUCGAGCAUCUAAGUCAAGGUUAAAACCCUCUCCAAAGCAACCAACUGCCCAAAAUGAUACCAGUUCAACAGAUAAACAAAAGUCAACCGUGCACCAAGAUCAAAGUAUGGUUCCAGAUGAUAUGCCAUCUCAAAACAUGAGUAGUGACUGCAAUAAUUCAGAUUUAUAUUUCUCAAAAAGUACUAGUCCUUUAGAGAAGUCAGAGGUUGUUUUCCGGUGCAACAACAAAUCAGUUUGGGGUAUGACAGAUGAAACUGACAUCUUGCUUGAUGGGAAAAAGGCAUCUGACAUCGUGCCUUUUGGCAGGGUGAGUGACUGUCCACCCAAAACUGACUCAUCUCUCCAUCACUGUGCUUCUGAAUCAAGAAUUGAAGAAAAAUGGGCACAUCACAUGGAUGAUAUUGAAGAUUGUGUCUUCGUGGACUCGGACACUGUUAAAUGUGUCCCUGAUUCUUACGAGCCCAGUUCUUGCCUGUAUCAACAGAAACCUGAUGUGCCCGGACUCAGAGAAAUUGUUGUUGUGGGUCUUUUGGACUUUCAGGAUCCAGGUGAAUGCUUUACCAAACCUCCACAUGACCUUCCCAUAUUCUGA
Sinocyclocheilus rhinocerous is the source of this 2931-nucleotide messenger RNA. RefSeq names its product zinc finger protein 770 (gene znf770). The transcript is spliced from 3 exons. Gene Ontology annotation, molecular function: DNA-binding transcription factor activity, RNA polymerase II-specific; RNA polymerase II cis-regulatory region sequence-specific DNA binding. Gene Ontology annotation, biological process: regulation of transcription by RNA polymerase II. Lineage: Eukaryota; Metazoa; Chordata; Actinopteri; Cypriniformes; Cyprinidae. The record is from RefSeq and is a predicted model, not a curated record. The coding region runs from base 142 to 2931 and encodes 929 amino acids. Gene Ontology annotation, cellular component: nucleus.